Messenger RNA from Fundulus heteroclitus (mummichog), 4281 nucleotides. RefSeq names its product karyopherin (importin) beta 1 (gene kpnb1). Bases 253 to 2883 code for a protein of 876 amino acids. Gene Ontology annotation, biological process: protein import into nucleus. Gene Ontology annotation, cellular component: cytoplasm; nucleus. Gene Ontology annotation, molecular function: small GTPase binding; nuclear import signal receptor activity. Lineage: Eukaryota; Metazoa; Chordata; Actinopteri; Cyprinodontiformes; Fundulidae. The transcript has 22 exons. The record is from RefSeq and is a predicted model, not a curated record.
CGUCAGUGCGUGAUAUCCCUCCGCGUGAGAGAACCGCGCGCUCCUUUCCCUCGCGAACGGGCGGCGUUUCUGCGAGCUGCGGCCGUUAGCAUUUCCUGCACCGUCCGAGCAGAUCUCAAACGAAUCUAACCGAGCCCAGCCGAACCCGCCCUGUGCCUGCCUCAGAUCGGGCUCCGGGGAACCAGAACAUUCGCUGUUACCGAACCUGACCGAAGUGAAGAGCGGCGGCAGUAGGAGCAGCCGGGCCACAGGAUGGAGCUCAUCACUAUCCUGGAAAAAACCGUCUCUCCGGAUCGGAAUGAGCUGGAGGCGGCGCAGAAGUUCCUGGAGCAGGCGGCCAUAGAGAACCUGCCCACCUUCCUAGUGGAGCUGUCCAAGGUGCUGGCCAACCCUGGGAACACGCAGGUGGCUCGUGUCGCAGCGGGUCUGCAGGUGAAGAACUCCCUGACCUCCAAAGACCCCGACGUGAAGACGCAGUACCAGCAGAGAUGGCUGGCCAUCGACGUCAACGCCCGCCGCGAGAUCAAGAACUACGUUCUACAGACUCUGGGCACGGAGACCUACCGGCCCAGCUCGGCGUCGCAGUGCGUUGCCGGCAUCGCCUGCGCAGAGAUCCCGGUGAACCAGUGGCCCGAGCUGAUCCCGCAGCUGGUGGCCAACGUCACGGACCCGUCCAGCACCGAGCACAUGAAGGAGUCCACGCUGGAGGCCAUCGGCUACAUCUGCCAGGACAUCGAUCCCGAGCAGCUGCAGGAGACGGCCAAUCAGAUCCUGACGGCCAUCAUCCAGGGCAUGAGGAAGGAGGAGCCCAGCAACAACGUGAAGCUGGCCGCCACCAACGCGCUGCUCAACUCGCUGGAGUUCACCAGAGCCAACUUCGACAAAGAGACGGAGAGACACUUCAUCAUGCAGGUGGUCUGUGAAGCCACGCAGUGCCCCGACACCAGGGUGCGCGUGGCGGCCCUGCAGAACCUGGUGAAGAUCAUGUCCCUGUACUAUCAGUACAUGGAGACGUACAUGGGACCGGCUCUGUUCGCGAUCACCAUCGAGGCGAUGAAGAGCGACAUCGACGAGGUGGCGCUGCAGGGCAUCGAGUUCUGGUCCAACGUCUGUGACGAGGAGAUGGACCUGGCCAUCGAGGCCUCAGAGGCCUCGGAGCAGGGACGCCCCCCCGAGCACACCAGCAAGUUCUACGCCAAGGGCGCACUGCAGUACCUGGUGCCCAUCCUGACCCAGACGCUGGCCAAACAGGACGAGAACGACGACGACGACGACUGGAACCCCUGCAAGGCGGCGGGCGUGUGUCUGAUGCUGCUGGCCACCUGCUGCGAGGACGACGUGGUUCCGCACGUCCUGCCCUUCAUCAAGGAGAACAUCAAGAACCCGGACUGGCGGUACCGGGACGCCUCCAUCAUGGCGUUCGGCUCCAUCCUGGAAGGGCCCGACCUCAACCAGCUCAAGCCGCUCGUCAUACAGGCCAUGCCCACCCUGAUCGAGCUGAUGAAGGACCCCAGCGUGGUGGUGAGGGACACCACCGCCUGGACCGUGGGCCGCAUCUGUGAGCUGCAGCCGGAGGCCGCCAUCAACGAGGUCUACCUGGCCCCCCUGCUGCAGUGUCUGAUCGAGGGCCUGGGGGCCGAGCCCCGCGUGGCCUCCAACGUCUGCUGGGCCUUCUCAUCGCUGGCAGAGGCGGCGUACGAAGCCACGGACGCCGCCGAGGACCAGGAGGAGCCCAGCACCUACUGCCUGUCCUCCUCCUUCGAGAUCAUCGUCCAGAAGCUCCUGGAGACCACAGACAGGCCCGACGGCCACCAGAACAACCUGCGCUCGGCCGCCUACGAGGCCCUGAUGGAGAUCGUGAAGAACAGCGCCAAGGACUGCUACCCCGCCGUCCAGAAGACCACGCUGGUCAUCAUGGAGCGGCUGCAGCAGGUCCUGCAGAUGGAGUCUCACAUCCAGAGCACCUCGGACAGGAUCCAGUUCAACGACCUGCAGUCGCUGCUCUGCGCCACGCUGCAGAACGUCCUGCGGAAAGUCCAGCACCAGGACGCCCUGCAGAUCUCGGACGUGGUGAUGGCGUCCCUGCUGAGGAUGUUCCAGAGCACGGCGGGCUCCGGCGGCGUCCAGGAGGACGCGCUGAUGGCCGUGUCCACGCUGGUCGAAGUUCUGGGCAGCGACUUCCAGAAAUACAUGGAUGCCUUCAAGCCUUUCCUGGGCAUCGGACUGAAGAACUACGCCGAGUACCAGGUGUGUCUUGCUGCGGUGGGCCUGGUGUGCGACCUCUGCAGAGCUCUCCAGUCCAACAUCCUGCCUUACUGCGACGAGAUCAUGCAGCUCCUGCUGGAGAACCUGGGGAACGAGAACGUCCACCGCUCGGUGAAGCCUCAGAUCCUCUCUGCGUUCGGAGACAUCGCUCUGGCCAUCGGAGGAGAGUUUAAGAAGUACCUGGACAUCGUGCUGGACACCCUGCAGCAGGCCUCCCAGGCUCAGGUGGACAAGACGGACUACGACAUGGUGGACUACCUGAACGAGCUGCGGGAGGGCUGCCUGGAGGCCUACACCGGCAUCAUCCAGGGCCUGAAGGGGGACCAGGAGAACGUCCACCCGGACGUGAUGCUGGUGCAGCCGCGCGUGGAGUUCAUCCUCUCCUUCAUCCACCACAUCGCCGAGGACGAGGACCACUCUGACGGGGUGGUGGCCAACGCCGCCGGACUCAUCGGCGACCUGUGCACGGCCUUCGGGAAGGACAUGAUGAAGCUGGUGGAGAUGCGUCCGCUCAUCAAUGAUCUUCUGACGGAGGGCCGGCGCUCCAAAAUCGUCAAGACCAAGACGCUGGCCACCUGGGCCACCAAGGAGCUGCGCAAGCUCAAGAGCCAAGCCUGAUUGCUGCGGUCCGGACUCGGAGCGACGUGAGAUCAGUGAAUCGUCUGGAAUGAACUCUUCUGUGUUUGUCGCAGCGUUGGCUGAAGCAGAAGAAGUGACGUGAGAUGAAGUGAGAUGAGUGUCUGUGUGAGCGCGAGAGAUGAUGACAUCACACCACCUUCAGUUCCAGCUGGCGACCCCCCCCCCUUCCUUCCUCCCUCCUCCUCUUCCUCCUCCUUCCUCCUGGACGGCCUGUGGACUGGACUCUGACUCCCCCCUUAGAGAAGCAAACCCCUCCUUCGCCCUCUCGCCGUGUAGCUGGCCCCUCGUAUGACAUCAUGAUGACGUCACAGACCCGCCACCGCCCCCAACACUCGGGGAGGGGGGGAGGAGGGGAAGAAACUUACAGACUUUUGUGGAAUCAGAUUAACGAGCGACUUUGUGGACUUCUUCUGUGGAAAACUUUCGAUUUUUGUUGCUCUUAUUUUUCUUCUUCUGAGCACUAAAACGGAGACACGCCGGCGGCCAAACGGCUCCGCCCGCUCCGUCUCCGGCGCUCUUACCCGGCGAGAGCAGCGCUGAAGCCCUUCAGAGUAAAAGCUGGGCGCUGCGGAGCGAGUGCCAAAUGGGAAUAGUUUUAGCUGAAGGCCUGUGAGCUGCUUCACGUUGAUUUCCCCGCUGCACUUGGGUUGGGAACGGGUCACUCACCGUUUAUGCUUGUUUCAAAGAUUUCAGAAAAUUGAAGACGUUUGUAAAAGGUUCUAUUUUUCCAUUGCUAUGGUGAGAAAAUAACGUUAAAAACAAUAAAAUGAUAUGAAACAUUCCCCGAGCAGUUCUGGUGAUUUCGCUCUUCUUCUGGACUCAAAUCGUUCUGGACUCUGAUUGGAAGCUGAACUCUGGCGCCUCCUGCUGGCGGCCUGUUUACGCAGCGCCACAAAGAACCACCACCUCUCUUGUUUUUGUUCUUUUUUCUUUUUCUUUUUUUUUUUCUAACUUGCGCUCCUCUGUGCUGGGCUUGCUGCUGCUGUGAGCGCGCUCAGUGCGGUCCGACCGCAGCGCUGAAAGUCGGCUUUUAUUUUGUAAAGACGCAGCAGCUGUAGGGAGGAUGGACUUCCUGUGUUGACAUGAUGAACCUGGAAACUCAGUUAUUACUGAAUUGUGAAUGAUUUCAAACCAAUCUGCUUUUUAUUUCAUAUUAAACUUUAGUGAACUAAUAAAGUCUAUAUUGUACUGAACCUCCUGCUGCUUGUUCUGAGUUCUGGUCGGGGAACGCUGGAGGAGAGGAACCUCCACAGGAGGAGAAGCUGCAGAGGUAAGCUGCCAGAGAGCAGUGGAGUCUUCUCAGCGUAAUGGUUGGAGUACAAUUAGCACAAAGUGUAAAAACAGUUAAAAUUGUGCUUAAAUAAAAAUCUCCAGGAU